GGAAGUUCCACGUCAGAUGAGAGUGUGUGUAUCUUACUGUGUGUGUGUGUGAGGGAGUGUGUGUGUCCAGCUGGAGCUUUAGUGAGCUGCGGAUACAGCAGCAGCAGCAGAUCUGCGAUUAGAAAGAGCGAAAACCCACUAAAAGCAGCAGAAUGCCUCUGAGGCUGGACAUCAAGCGCAAGCUCACGGCUCGGUCCGACCGUGUCAAGAGCGUGGACCUUCAUCCCACGGAGCCAUGGAUGCUGGCCAGUCUGUACAACGGCAGCGUCUGCGUCUGGAACCAUGAAACACAAACCUUGGUGAAGACGUUUGAAGUGUGCGACCUGCCAGUACGAGCCUCAAAGUUUGUGGCCAGGAAAAACUGGGUUAUCACUGGAGCAGAUGAUAUGCAGAUUCGGGUUUUCAACUACAACACACUAGAACGGGUCCAUAUGUUCGAGGCUCAUUCGGAUUAUAUCCGCUGCAUUGCUGUGCACCCCACCCAGCCCUACAUCCUUACUAGUAGUGAUGACAUGCUGAUUAAGCUGUGGGACUGGGAGAAGAAGUGGUCCUGUAGCCAGGUGUUUGAGGGCCACACACACUACGUCAUGCAGAUCGUCAUCAACCCCAAAGACAACAACCAGUUUGCUAGUGCAUCGCUGGACAGAACCAUCAAGGUCUGGCAGCUGGGAUCCUCGUCUCCUAACUUCACUCUGGAGGGUCAUGAGAAAGGAGUGAACUGCAUUGAUUAUUACAGUGGAGGAGAUAAGCCUUAUCUUAUUUCUGGAGCUGAUGACAGGCUGGUGAAGAUUUGGGACUAUCAGAAUAAGACGUGUGUGCAGACUCUUGAAGGUCAUGCUCAGAAUGUAUCAUGUGUGAGCUUCCACCCAGAGCUGCCCAUCAUCGUCACAGGAUCUGAGGAUGGCACAGUACGUAUCUGGCACUCCAGCACUUAUCGACUGGAGAGCACACUGAACUACGGCAUGGAGCGGGUGUGGUGUGUCUGUGGCCUGCGUGGCUCCAACAAUGUGGCGUUAGGUUAUGAUGAGGGCAGCAUCAUUAUCAAGCUUGGUCGUGAAGAGCCAGCCAUGUCAAUGGAUACCAAUGGAAAGAUUAUCUGGGCUAAGCACUCUGAGGUUCAGCAGGCUAACCUAAAGGCAAUGGGGGAUGCUGAGAUUAAAGAUGGAGAGAGGCUGCCUCUGGCUGUAAAAGACAUGGGCAGCUGCGAGAUCUACCCACAGACUAUUCAACACAACCCUAAUGGAAGGUUUGUGGUGGUGUGUGGAGAUGGGGAGUACAUCAUCUACACAGCAAUGGCUCUGAGGAACAAAAGCUUCGGCUCAGCUCAGGAGUUUGUCUGGGCCCACGACUCCUCAGAAUAUGCGAUCAGAGAAAGCAACAGCUUGGUGAAAAUCUUCAAGAACUUCAAGGAGAAGAAGUCUUUCAGGCCAGACUUUGGAGCUGAAGGUAUCUAUGGUGGAUUUUUGCUGGGCGUCAGGUCUGUUAACGGUUUGGCCUUCUAUGACUGGGAGAACACAGAGCUGAUUCGACGCAUUGAGAUUCAACCCAAACAUAUCUUCUGGUCAGACUCUGGAGAGCUGGUGUGUAUCGCCACUGAGGAGUCCUUCUUCAUCCUGCGCUAUCUGGCUGAUAAAGUGGCUGCAUCUCAAGAGUCUAAUGAGGGAGUGACUGAAGAUGGUAUUGAAGAUGCUUUUGAGGUUCAAGGUGAGAUCCAGGAGAUUGUAAAGACAGGUCUGUGGGUGGGAGACUGCUUCAUCUACACAAGCUCUGUCAACAGGCUCAACUACUUUGUAGGAGGAGAGAUUGUCACCAUCGCCCACCUGGACAGGACUAUGUACCUGCUGGGCUACAUCCCUAAAGAUGACCGACUGUACCUGGGAGACAAGGAGCUGAACAUUGUUAGUUACUCUCUACUGGUGUCGGUUCUGGAGUACCAGACGGCGGUAAUGCGGCGAGACUUUGGAAUGGCCGAUAAAGUACUUCCCACCAUUCCAAAAGAGCAGAGGACCAGAGUGGCCCAUUUUCUGGAGAAACAGGGCUUCAAGCAGCAGGCACUUGCUGUAUCCACUGACCCAGAGCACAGAUUUGAGCUUGCUCUGCAAUUAGGAGAACUGAAGAUCGCCUACCAAUUAGCAGUAGAAGCAGAGUCUGAGCAGAAGUGGAAGCAGUUGGCUGAGCUGGCCAUCAGCAAGUGCCAGUUUGGGCUGGCCCAGGAGUGCCUCCAUCAUGCCCAGGACUAUGGUGGCUUGCUGCUGCUGGCCACCGCCUCCGGUAACGCUGCUAUGGUGAGCAAACUGGCCGAAGGUGCCGAGCGCGAUGGCAAGAACAACGUGGCCUUUAUGACCUACUUCCUGCAGGGGAAAUUGGACCAGUGUCUGGAACUCCUGAUCAGGACCAAUCGGUUGCCUGAGGCUGCCUUUUUGGCUCGCACGUAUCUACCCAGCCAAGUGUCCAGAGUGGUGAAGCUGUGGAGAGAGAGCCUGUCUAAAGUAAACCAAAAGGCAGCCGAGUCUCUGGCCGACCCCACGGAGUACGAGAACCUAUUCCCUGGCCUGAAGGAGGCUUUUGUGGCCGAGCACUUUCUCCGUGAGACCUGCCUGGGCAAGACUAGACCGGCUACUGACUACCCACUGGUCACGCCUAAUGAGGAGCGGAACGUGUUGGAGGAAGCCAGUGGUUAUGAGCCCAAAGGAGUUUUACCUACUCCACCACAGCAGGUAGACGACUCUGAGGAAGCUCCAGCAGAAGCAGGUGUCCUGGCCUCAGUCAUGGCCGCAGUUUCAGCUCCUGUAGCCUCUGCAGUAGCUAGUUUUGCUCCUCCAGAGCCUGAACCUGUUAAAGAGCCAGAAGUGGACAUCGAAGUAGGGGAUGAACUGAAAGACAAGACUCUGGAGGAACUGGAAGACGACUUGGACAACAUGGAGCUGGAUGACAUCGACACCACAGACGUCAACCUGGACGACGACUUCUUAGACGAUUAAACCCCGAUACGGAAGCAUUGAGUUUUAUUUAAGAGACCAAGCCCUUUUGUACUUGUUCAUGUCGUUUGUCAUGCAGCUCCUCAAGCAGGAACAGGGAUGUACGUCUGAUGGGGACUGAGGUGAAUAUAUGGCUCCCCUCAGGACCGUGAAUGAAAAGAUGUGGAGAAUUAUCUUGUCAGUUUAAAAUUUUGUAUUUCAUGCAGGACCUCCAGCUGGUUGUUUCUUCUUCUUUUUUUUUUCCUUCAUCCAUUCAUUAAAGUGUAUAUUUACAUUCAUGUUUGUCUUACAAUGUUAAACCAAUCACUCAUAAAUAAAUAUCAAUUUCAACUUC
Molecule: messenger RNA, 3312 nt
Organism: Astyanax mexicanus (Mexican tetra)
Lineage: Eukaryota; Metazoa; Chordata; Actinopteri; Characiformes; Acestrorhamphidae
Gene: copb2
Product: COPI coat complex subunit beta 2
Exons: 22
Coding region: 153-2981 (942 amino acids)
Biological process (GO): endoplasmic reticulum to Golgi vesicle-mediated transport; intracellular protein transport; intra-Golgi vesicle-mediated transport
Cellular component (GO): COPI vesicle coat
Molecular function (GO): protein binding; structural molecule activity
Source: RefSeq, a predicted model, not a curated record